AUGUUGAAAAUUUCAAAACCUAUCACACUUAACGAGGUCAGUCAGUUAUCAAGGAAAAUCACUCUGAGAGCUUUUUGCUCAACUAGAUAUCAAUUUCAGCAUCGUCAUGUAUCACAGGAGAGAAACUUGGUCAAACCUUUCGAAUCUCGGAAAACGUUUCUAAUUGACCAGUACAAGCAACUCUACUCUGAAAGUAACAUUGUUUUGUUUUUACAUCGUAAUAACCUGACAAAAUCAGAUUUAAAAUAUCGUCAUAGUAUUCAAGAGUCGGGAGGAAAACUAACAUUUAUCAGAAAUAAUUUGUUCAAAGUAUUCCUUCGUGCUGAAUCUCACGCAGACCCUGCAAGUAAAGAAGCACAAAGGUGGAUCAAGGCUAGUAAUAAUCGUCACCCCCUGGAAGCUCUGCUGAAGGGUCCUACCGCAAUCGUAACUAUUAAAGAUUGUAGACCCGAUGUUGUUAAGAAGGUGAUCAAAAUUUUGAAAGCAGCUAAUGAGAAACUUUUCAUUGUAGGCGCCAAGAUAGACAACAACAUCUACAAUUCAAUGGAACUUAACCAAUUCAAGGAUCUUCCCACGAAAGAAGAGAUGCAAGGUCAAUUAGUUGGAAUCCUCACAAUGCUUGGGGGUGCUGGAUUAGUGAGAACCUUAGAAGCUUCACCUCACCACCUAUAUUUUACAUUGGGAGCUUACCUUGACGGUUUAAACUCUAACAGCAAGAAUAAUAGUAGUGGCUUGUAA
This is a messenger RNA of Komagataella phaffii GS115, 738 nucleotides long. RefSeq names its product Mitochondrial ribosomal protein of the large subunit. The record is from RefSeq and is a predicted model, not a curated record. The transcript has a single exon. Gene Ontology annotation, biological process: translation. Gene Ontology annotation, cellular component: mitochondrial large ribosomal subunit. The coding region runs from base 1 to 738 and encodes 245 amino acids. Gene Ontology annotation, molecular function: structural constituent of ribosome. NCBI's taxonomy places the organism in Eukaryota, Fungi, Ascomycota, Pichiomycetes, Pichiales, Pichiaceae.